UUGGGGCCGCUGCAGCCCCAGAGCAGUGUUCAAUUCGCAUCAACUCCGCGUUUCUUAUUUAGAGGCGAUAGUCAUUCUCAUCGCCCCACAGCAGUUGAGGAGAUCAACCGGGAUAACCAAGAGGAUGUUCAACGUUUGAAAAGACCAUCUUCUUCUCUUCAUGGUGAAGUAAUUCAGGAUUCGGAUUCGGAAUCGGAAUCGAUAGAUAAUACCGGAAGCAUUUUGUCUGGACGUGGAGACGAGCCAGGUAACCAGACUGUCACCAGUGGAGACGCAUGUGGCAGCGAUGAUGAAAUAAUAGUCCCCUUUUCUCCCACUCGGCCAAAAACUAAGCGGCAAAAGCAGCUCUUCAAGUCACCUCCGAUAAGGGCUGAUCCCAAUGCUAGGAGGAGCAUCCCCGGCGACGAUGCUAUUGCGUCUUCUUCUCUAGGGAGCUCGCCGCCGGCCUUUGCGGAGGAUACUAGGAGCCCACGCUCCGAGCUAAAUGAAGAGGAGAUUGUUACACCUGUUCGAAAGGAGCCAUUCCAUGGGCAAUUAUCGGCCAGUCAUCCUCGAUUUAUUGUUAAUCAAAGGCAGAUCGAUACCCCCACGCAACUGAACUAUUCUCAAGUUCACUAUCACGGGGAAGCAGUGGCCCCUGAAUCUACACCACGACAGAAACCUCGUUUUGUUCUACCAUCUACCCCAGAAGCCGCACUUGGUGAGAAGAAGACAGGUCCCGUGACGAGCCCCAGCCCAUUCUCCCCACUGGUACGUCGCUCAAAGCGUGGCCGUGCUAGUUCGUUAGCCAAGCCAGAUUUUAUCUCCGAUGGAAUGGCGACGCAAGUUCGAAACUGGAUACUAGAAAUUGGGGUUAACCGUCUGGCUACCGGCCAGCCAUCACCGUUACCAGCUUCGAUGCUGUUUUCAUCUACGCACCCGGUGUCGGGUAAUAAUGAUGCCGGCGCAAGCCAGGUAUAUCCCCACGACAAUCACUGCCUCAUUACGAAGGUUAGCGUGGCAAAGCUUUCAACUAAGCGUUUUUUCCGUGGAGCUGGGCACCCAGCGCCAUUUAUACUUUGCAAGCAUGAAGUAGGAGAUAAAUCAGCUUUAUUUACGACGCUUCUACUUAACCCUCCUCUAAAGGCACCAUCAUCAUUAAUAUCUACCUUCAAGACAAUUCAGGACGGGAGUUCCAUUGGCAUUAGAAAGGCGCUUGCAUGGGAGAUAGAGAUUGACUCGUUUCCUACUGACCUUGACUACGCUAGGAAAGACAAUAUUGAUACGACCGAGAAACCCUCUCAACUAUGCUUGGUGGGGACUCACUGGGAUAUAAUAGACUGA
Molecule: messenger RNA, 1323 nt
Organism: Nannizzia gypsea CBS 118893
Lineage: Eukaryota; Fungi; Ascomycota; Eurotiomycetes; Onygenales; Arthrodermataceae
Exons: 1
Source: RefSeq, a predicted model, not a curated record